CUCACUCUCACGUCGACGUUGGACGCACCGCGUGCUCCCUGUCACAGACUAACAUUUUGCUUUAUAUACUUACAUGUGCACUUAUCAUUGGUUCUUUUAAUUUUGUUACCCUGUGUCGUCCCAAGUGAACUUUUGUUACUACUAACGGACAGAUUCGCUAUAUCCUGUUCGGCGCUGGGGUUGGUUUGAUGUGUACAAUGAUGGCGUUUUGAAUCUGCUCUACACUACAUCAUGUGACUUAAAAACCCGACAUGGAAGAAGAAAAUACGAAUAAAACUGCUGAGGCUAGUGACGCGCCGCCUAGCUCGAACGCCGAUGAAGUUAACAAUCAUGAAGAACAAACAAACGAGUGCAAAGUGAAAGACAAUAGUGAUAAUUCCAUUGCCACAAUUAAAGAAGAAAGUGAUAUAAUUGUAAAGACAUUUGAAGAUUGUAAAAGUGAAAGUGUAGAUUUUAAGGAGUCAUUCGUAGAGAACGGAUCGUGUGAAGCGAUUGAUGACGCACGUUCGAUAGGCGAUCUCGACAGCUUACCGGCCGGUGACGAACUAGCGCUCGGAGCCGCGGGCAGCGACAGUGGGGUGGAAGGAUGCGGACGAGCGCUCAGUAGCGGAGGUGGAUCUCGUUCCUGCGCCUCGAGUGUGGUUUCCUGUGGCUCGGGAUGCGGUUCCGAAAGCUCAUCGCUUGCUGGAGCGCCUCCUAGACCCCGCCGACGUGUAAACGUCACAGUAGCGGAGCCAAAGAGAAGUUCCCCAGUAGGGACAUCGACACCACGACCAGUUACGGCCCCACGGGGACCUAAUCUUGCAACACGAGAGCGCGCGAGAAGUAGAGAGAAACCGACACCUCCCGAAAAACCCCGACCGCUUACACCCAAACCACGCAUAAGACCAACCACCGAUCUUCCAAACCUAGUCCGUGAAAGUCCAGCUUUACGUGCCAAACCUACAAAAACUUCCACCGCGAGAUGUAGAACGCCAAAUUCGCCAGUAGAUGAAAAGAAAUGGCCCACAAACGGGCAACGGCUAUCGACCGCCACUGACGCGACCGCGACCCGGGUAGCAGCCGAUAAAUAUGGAACGUUGCCACGGAGAAGGCGCGACGUCGAUCCAGAGUCUUCCCCAAAACACGAAAGCACACCGCCCACCUCCAGAAGACCUACAGUUUCACGAUCUGUUUCAUCAAGGACCGCAACUAAAACUCGCGUGAGGAUAUACGCUGAGAAAAUUUGUCAAACAGUUUUGGUGGGGACUGAUAUCGAAUCAGCUCUUGCGGGAAUCGUGCCAAAUAUCGAAAGUCGCAUAGACGUAACGCGAUGUCAUCGCGGGGUACAAGCGAGUGCCCGCGACACGGAGAUCGCGCGACUGGUGUCAGCAGCCGCGGUCGCCGAGGCAGUUGCGACUGAGGAGCGCGAGAGAAGGUUGCACGUGGAAGCGCAGCUGGCUGCCGAGCGUGCUGCCAGACUGGCGGCGAUCUCUGAACUGGAGAGAAACUCGCAACGACUGCUGGAGCUCGCCGGUGCUGGCGCCGGUGCCAACGCAGACGGCUGCUUGCGAGCAUUGGAGGAGCAACUUCGAUCUGCGCGCGAGCUGGCGACGCGGCAGCGCGGCGAGAUCGACGCGCUGCGGGACCACUGCGACAAGUUGCACGCGGAGGCGUGUAACGCUCGGGAGACAUCGAGGGUUUUAGAGGCGAGGCUGAGCGAGGCGGAGCGCGAGGCGGCUGAGAUGCAGGACUUCCUUGCCGCGGAGACGGGAGCGCUGAGCGACUCCUUGCGAGACGCUGAGGCGGAAAUCACGCGCCUCACCGCCGAGCUCGAGCGCAGGCGCGGCGAGUGUCGGCAACUGGUGCGCAUGUGCGAGCAGCGGCGACAGGAAGCGCUAGCCGCGGGCGCGCGGGCGAGGGGAGGCGCGGGGGCGGCGGCCGCGCUGGACACACUGUCGCGUCGCCUGCGCGCGCUCACGGAGGCCGUGCGCGCCGCCUAUGCCCUGCCUCCCCACGCCAUACACCCCACCGUCUACCACAACGAGGCCUACUGCAGUCGCAGCGACAGUGGAGAAACUCUAUCUCCAGAGGAAGACACCCGCGGUGGGCUUUUGGGCGCAGUAGCCCGAGCUCUACGCUCGGCGGCCGCCGCCGCGCCGCUCGCUCACAACGCCCAUAACGCCCACUACGCCCACAAUGAUGACGAGCGCUCACGGGUGUCUGACGACAAUGAUAACUCCGCAGACUUGCUGGACUCGGAGACGGAACCGUGUUUAGUUACAGAUCCAGAAUGCGCCGAAGAAUGGUGGUCAGGUGCGGAAGGCGCAGGCGCCUGGAGCGGGGAAGAGCUGUCACCAGAGAGGGAGUCUUGCGGUGAUGGCGACAAAGAAGCGGAAGGUGAAGGCUCAGCGGAGUCGCAAUCAAUGUCAGAGCGGGACUCCCUCCGCAACCUCUCAGCGGCCAUCGCGGCACGCCAACGUUGGGAGGCCGAGGGCGAGGAGGCGGCGCGAGGAGCUUUAUUAGAGCGAGUGUUGGCGUUGGACCUGCGACUAGCGGACUUGCUGCGAGCGUUGGCCGCCGCCGCGCAAGCCGCCAACAGUCCCUCGUCCAGAGCCCCCGACACGCCCACCGCUGCGUUGGCUCAUGCACUCAGGGAUAAGAUCGAGGUGACGGAAAAGAACGUGGCAGACGUGGUGGUGAAGAAGCUUGCUGAGUUGGACGCCUGCAAGAACUUGAUGGAGCAAUACCAACACUCUAUUGAAGUGUUAAAAAGUCAACUGGCUCAACGCGGUGAAGAGGACGAAAUCGAGUUAAUUGAGCAGGAGCUGGAGUGCUGUGACGAGGGCGAGCGGCGGCGUCGCUGCGAGGCGGUGGAGGCGGCGCUCGGCGCCUUGUCGCACGCGCCUCGCCUGCUGCCUCUGCGCCGCCGCCUCGAGCGCCUCGCGCUGGCCCUCGCUGCCCCGCCGCCCGCACCUGCCCCGCGCCCGCCCGUCGCACAACCCGCCGCCUGCACCUAGUACUAAGACUCCCGAGCAAAACGUCGUGCCAGCCGAAUUAAGUACAACUUCUUGCUCCGCGCAUGAAUUUCGCUAGUGAAAGGGGUAACAAGGAACGUCAUUCGAGCGCAGCGCCACUGACGCCCCAGAAGCUCGACUCGAAAGUCCACCUUAACUUUAUAGGAAGGCGGCAUUUUGUUUUCUGUGAAGGCCACUAAAGUUAUUGUUUAUGGAUGUAAACUAAAUUCAAUGCGCGUGCCUCGAGGGCGAAGCGGUAGGGGUGUCUUGCCACAUGGGCCUUACCUCAUGCUUCUCUGACACCGCCUCGAGCGCCUCCCGUUGGCCCACACCGCUCUGCCUCACGGAUCAAAACCCGCCGCCUGCACCUAGGCUUAAAUUCUAAAAAGUCAGAAGAUCCUGUGCCCGGCAAACAACUUGAGCACUGACGCGAUUUGCUGGCGAAUGGCGGGUGUACGCGAUUGGUUGAUAUGUCGACUUUUACUUCCCGGAUUCGGAACUUUUUCG
This is a messenger RNA of Maniola jurtina (meadow brown), 3503 nucleotides long. RefSeq lists its product as uncharacterized. Bases 252 to 2999 code for a protein of 915 amino acids. The transcript has 13 exons. Lineage: Eukaryota; Metazoa; Arthropoda; Insecta; Lepidoptera; Nymphalidae. The record is from RefSeq and is a predicted model, not a curated record.